This is a messenger RNA of Scatophagus argus, 2885 nucleotides long. Its product is annotated as cystine/glutamate transporter. Gene Ontology annotation, biological process: amino acid transmembrane transport. The transcript has 14 exons. NCBI's taxonomy places the organism in Eukaryota, Metazoa, Chordata, Actinopteri, Scatophagidae. Bases 180 to 1637 code for a protein of 485 amino acids. Gene Ontology annotation, molecular function: L-amino acid transmembrane transporter activity. The record is from RefSeq and is a predicted model, not a curated record. Gene Ontology annotation, cellular component: membrane.
CACAUGCUCAGUUCACAUUCAUCUAACUGCUGCAAGUGUGUCCAGGAGGCUGGACAGAGAGCACAAAGAGGACUGUUGAUUGCUUUUUGGGGACAAGAGACUCUGGGAGCAGUGGAAAAGGAUAAGGCUGUUGUUUUGUUGUUGUGCAGGGAGGCGAAAAGAGGUGUCCAAGCAGAGAAAUGGACGAGACACAAAUGAAUAAAGAGGAGGGCGAGAAGGAGAAAAGAGAAGAGGAGGUGGUGCACCUGCGGAGAGAGAUCAGCCUUCUGCCUGCGGUGUCCUUCAUCAUCGGCACAGUGGUGGGCAGUGGGAUCUUCAUCGCGCCCAAAGGAGUCCUGAUGAACAGUGGCAGCGUGGGGCUGUCUCUGCUGGUGUGGAUGCUCUGCGGGAUCCUCUCCCUGUUCGGGGCUCUGUGUUAUGCUGAACUGGGCACCAGCUUUACAAAAUCAGGAGGCCACUACACUUAUCUCCUGGAGACUCUGGGGCCCCUGCCAGCCUUUCUACGACUCUGGGGUGAAUUCUUAUUCAUCAGGCCUGCUGUUGCUUCUUACGUGUCUCUGGCUUUCGGCCGCUACGUGGUGGAGCCGUUCUUCGCACCGUGUCCUGCUCCCACGGUGCUAAUCAAACUUGUCAGCAUCCUCGGAGUGACGUUUGUCGUGGUGGUGAACUGCUGGAGUGUCACCAUGGCCUCCCGCACUCAGGUCACCUUGACUUUCAUUAAGAUGUUUGCCCUGGUCCUCAUUAUCGUCCCUGGUGUCAUCGCACUGGCCAAAGGAAAGACAGAGAAUUUUCAGAACGGUUUUGAGAUUGACUCGUUAACACUGGACAGGUUGCCACUGGCCUUCUAUAAUGGCUUAUAUGCCUACGGUGGAUGGUUUUAUCUGAACUUUGUCACAGAAGAGGUCAUAAACCCAAACAGGACCAUCCCGCUGGCAAUAAUCUACUCCAUGGUGUCAGUGACCAUCUUUUAUGUGCUCGUUAAUGUGGCCUACUACACCAUGAUGACCCCUGCUGAGGUGCUGAUGUCUGACGCCGUGGCCGUGACUUUUGCGAACCGCACUCUCCAUGGAUUGGCAUCUGUGAUUCCCAUUCUUGUGGCCCUGUCCUGCCUUGGAGCGCUCAAUGGUGGCUUCUUUGGGGCACCCAGGAUGCUCUUUGUGGGAGCCAGGGAGGGACACUGGCCUCCAAUCUUUUCCAUGAUUCACAUCCGCAGACAAACACCUUUGCCUGCUGUGCUGUUACUGUACCCCUUGGUGCUGCUGAUGUUGAUCACCGGAGAGAUCUACCAGCUCAUCAACUUUGCCUCUUUUACUCGCUGGUUCUUCAUCGCCUUGGCAACCUUGGGGAUGCUCAUCCAUCGAUACCGCUUCCCCCUCCACCCAAGACCUUUCAAGGUGCCCCUGGCAAUCGCAGUCACCUUCACCGUGGUUUGCUUCUUCAUCGUGGGUCUGUCUCUCUACUCGGACCCCUGGAACACAGGGUGGAGCUGUGUUCUCACGCUGACCGGGGUCCCGGUCUACUAUAUGACCAUCCACCGCUUUCGCUUGCCCCAUAGAUGGAGGCGCAGCUUCAACUACUGGAGCAAGCAGCUGCAGAUCCUAUUAGAAGUGGCUCAACAGGAAAUCCAGACGUACUGAAGACCACAAAGACUGUUUCCUGGACACCAUGUUAACAAGUCCUAUCAUCUUUUUUCAUUAGUUUAUACCAAUGGCAUCUUGAGAAAACUCUUGCAACAGCUGGGGCUGGUAGCAGGUGGUUUGUCUAACUGCUGUGUUAGCUGAAUGUAAGUUGCUUAUGUUUCUUCAGUGCCGGUUUUUAACAGCAGGAAUAAGAGGUAGUUUUCUUUGUCACUCACAGCUGAAGUUACUGAACUACUAAAGAACCAAUAUCAUUUUUAAAUCAGAGGCAAUCUAAAUGGUUUUGGCUUUUAUUCAGUUAUAAAUAAAAAAAGGCAACCUUGCUAUGCACUUUCUUAGGUAUGAUACACUGUAAAAACUGCUACUAAAACGUAAUUAAAUAUGAGCUGCGAGGCAAAUCAAAGCACAGUUACAGACUGAAUGAAAAGCGCUUUAUGCUGCAUGAGGCACCAACACCAACAAAUUUAUUGUACAGUCGUAGAAACACUAACUUCAGCAAACAAGGAAAGGCACAUGUUUUGAAAACUGAUUGCAAGAAACCAAAUUUCAUUCUUGCAUGCCACUCAAUGCCAUUUGUAAAUGCAAACAUCUCACACAUAUAAACACCCAUGCUAGCAAACCUGACAUUAUUUUAUGGCAUUUUCAUUCCACCAUUCUGUUCUCCAAAGAUGGCGCCGCUAAAAAACUGCUCUAAUCGGAGCUGAACAACUUCUUCCCUGUGUUUCAUCUGUCCAGAACAGAAAAAUGCAAAGGCAAUUUGCAUCUUUAUUGAAAACUAAAAUAAUCUGUGCUAGAAAGACACAAAAUAUUCUGCUCCCAAAGACCGUCUUGUGGUAAAAAAAUGUGGUAUUGACAUGAAGAGUCACUGCAUGCAAAAUGUCCCUCUCUGCAGCUACAAAGUGCUCUUAAGCUGAUACUGAUAAACUAUCACUGUCACCAGGUGAAGACAGGUCUACCAUUACAGAGACAAUCCUACUGCUGUUAGUGCUACUUGCCAUUUUUUAUUGCUAACAACAUACCAGUAUCUCAAUCUAAAAAUCGCUUCCAGGAGGCUGCCUGAACCAAACGGCUGAGGCAUCUCACUGGCUAAAUCAGGCAAUAUAUUGCAUUUCCAUUUACAUAUGUAAAAGCUAAAUUAUAUAUUAAAAUGUGCAAAUCAACAUACAUAUACACUUAGGUGUAUUCCUGCUCUCUAGCGAUUCCUUCACAAGUACAGACAGACAUGACACAUAGGAUAAAUGAGAAAAG